CAUUAUUGGCCCCACACCCAUUUCUGCCAUCAUCAGCGAGUUGCAUUCAUCGUCAGAGGGGGCAGAUCGCGGCCCAAAUAUCGAUUCACUGGCUAACCUCGAUGCGUGCUUUCAAGGCUUUACGGAUAGGGAGGCGGUCCAUGAAAAGCGAGGAGAAGAACAAACCGCACAUCAGCAUCCCGCAAAAAGCUGCUGUCGCAAUCGUUCCUCCCAAAAAGGUGAUCCGGGCGCUUUACGACUAUACCGCGCAGAAUCCCCAAGAACUCAGUUUUUCGCGAGGCGACUUCUUCCACGUAAUCGGGCGGGAAAACGAUCCAGACUGGUACGAGGCCUGCAACCCCGCGCUAGCCGACCCCCCCGGUCUAGUUCCUGUGAGCUUCUUCCAGGCUCUCGGACGCAACGAGCGCGACAGUGGCCAGUCCCAGCCCGAUUCUGCGCAUUCCGCCAAACAUCCCGAUCAUGAUUCUGGCUACGGCGACGGGCCAACAGUGAUGACACCACCGGUCUCCGCUAGCCAGCGGAACUCGAAGUCGGGGGGCAAGUCCGGAGCUAUGGUCUACGGCGUUGUGAUCUACGACUUCCAUGCGGAGAGGGGCGAUGAGCUGGAGGCGAAGGCGGGCGAAGCCAUUAUCGUGAUCGCCCAGUCAAAUCCCGAGUGGUUCGUGGCGAAGCCCAUCGGGAGGCUGGGCGGCCCGGGUCUGAUUCCCGUUUCGUUCAUCGAAAUCCGGGACAUGGCGUCCAACACGCCGGUCGUCAAUCCCCAUGAAGCCGUCCGGAGGGCUGGCAUCCCCAAGGUCGAGGAGUGGAAGAAGAUGGCGGCCGAAUACAAGAACUCGAGCAUCACACUCGGCAAAUUCGAGACUGGCGCCCAACCGCAAUCGAUGGAGCAGGGAAUGGAGCGCAUGAGCAUCCAGCAACCCAGUGGACGGGUUAGUCAAGGCCCAGGUUCGAAUAUGCAGCAACAAGCCCAGCAACAGCAGCAGCAGCAGCAGCAGCAGCAGCAGCAGCAGCAACAACAGCAGCAGUCACAGCAGGCGGCCUACAACGUGCAACAAACACCAACUCAACAAAGCCAGCCCUCUUCGACACCCAACUCGCAGAUGUUUGCGCCCAUCUCGGCUCGGAUUCCCAGGUACUGCUUUGCGGAGGACAAGUACUGGUUCGUCAUCGAAUCCGAACUAGAAGAUGGCCACACUUGGGAGCUGGCACGAUACUACGAAGACUUCUACGAUUUCCAAAUCGCACUCCUCACCGAAUUCCCCGUCGAGGCCGGAACAACCGGCAAGAAGCAGCGGACGCUACCGUACAUGCCCGGCCCCGUUAACUACGUGACCGAUGCCAUCACGGAAGGGCGCCGGCACAACCUCGACGCCUACGUCAAGAGCCUCCUAGCCCAGCCGCCAUACAUCGCCAAGUGCAACCUAGUAAAGCAGUUCUUCGCCCCAAGGGAAGGCGAUUACGAAAUCGACCCGAGCGCACUAGAGGAGGAGUACCGUCUGUCGGCCGGCUCGCGGCCCUCGUCCACCGAUUCCCCCGCUGACGGCGGCUCCCGUCAAUCCUCCCAGCAAAACCUCGGUGGCGGCUACGGCGGUCUUGCCGGUCGCCAACCGGGCCAGCAGCAGCAACAGCAGCAACAACAACAACAACAACCACCCAUGGCGCGGCAGGUCUCUUCCCUUUCACAACCCUCACAGACCUCGCUCUCGCCGGGCAUGCAGACAGCGGGGACUUCCAUGAAGGUCAAGCUCAGCUACAACGGCGACAUCAUCGCCAUCAAGGUACCCUCCGACAUCCAGUUCGAAGCCCUCUACGACCGCAUCAUCGACCGCCUGAAGAUCCCCAUGGGCGAGGAUCCCCAGCUCAGCUACAAGGACGAGGCCACCGGCGACAAGCCCCCAUUGAUGAGCAACAACGACUUGGACCUGGCGCUGCAGAGGAAUGAGAAGCUGUUGCUGUAUGUUGAGUGAAGAGUGCUGGGAGGGUCGUAGGGGUGUUUCCUAUUGGGAGGAAAUGGUUGACUGGGAUGAGGCGGGAAGAUGUCUUAUGGGUUUUUUUAUUCAUUCUUGAUGGGCUGGGGCACUGGGAUUUUUUCACUUCUUCUACUCGCUUUCUGUAGGCCUC
Messenger RNA from Chaetomium fimeti, 2121 nucleotides. RefSeq lists its product as uncharacterized. The transcript has 3 exons. Gene Ontology annotation, biological process: superoxide anion generation. Gene Ontology annotation, molecular function: phosphatidylinositol binding; protein binding; superoxide-generating NADPH oxidase activator activity. The record is from RefSeq and is a predicted model, not a curated record. Lineage: Eukaryota; Fungi; Ascomycota; Sordariomycetes; Sordariales; Chaetomiaceae. Bases 102 to 1967 code for a protein of 621 amino acids. Gene Ontology annotation, cellular component: cytoplasm.